ACUCGCUUCUUUUUUUUUCUUCUCUUAUUCUUUCACGUAUCCUUCUUUCUCUUCCAACCCACUUCUCCAGCUUCCGUUCCGUCACGGUCACGUCCACCCACCGCCUUUCGUCAAUCUUCUAUCUCUGGGUGACCUGCCAAGUUCCCUUCUAUUCUUCUUGCCGUUUUAUUCAAUUUGGUUCUCCGCCUUCCCCGCGUGCGUCUCGUGCGUAUCCCACGCCUAUCAUUCCGUCAUUCUAUCUGGUCAGUCUGGUCCGACAAUAAAGCAGUAGUUUGCAUUUGUAUUUGCGUUUGCCUUUUGCAUCGGCAUCUACAUUUACAUCUACAUCUACCCACAUCGAUAUCGACAUCGGCAUCGUCAAUACCGAAGACCAUCAGAAUCAUCGUCGCGGCUUAGUAGUAGUAUUCUCGUUCAACCUCAUUACGACUUUAUCACAAGUUCUUCUACUCUUAUCAUUACAGAUAGGCGAUCAAGUGACUACAAGUCUACCGAGAUACUCCUCUACCUAAUAUUUCCUAAAUAGGUAGUCAUACCAAUACCAAGAAUAGCCGUUGCCUUCAAGCUCCGACUAGACCAAUCGAGGAAAAUUUUUGAUAAAUCUACUCAGCUGUCUAGUACGCCGGUCGCUUCCCCAAGCUUCGGGUAAGAGAUUCUUACGAACGACAAGAAGAAGAACAUACCAUCAAUCUUGCAAUUGCAUUCUUCUGUGACUUUGACUAGUCAUGGCGAGUCCGUUGCAGUUUGCCUACCGAACCCAGAAGGUUAUCGGCGUCACUGACGCCGACCCUGUCUAUGAACCUCUCCCUGGAUUCGUUCAACCCGAAGGAAACUUGAGGUGCUGUGUUUACUCGCCCUGUGGUCGAUAUCUCGCCUGGGCGUCCAGCGAACGUGUCUGUGUCGUCGAUGCAUCUGUUGGUCAUGUUUUGACCAACAUAACUAUCUCCAAUGUCUUCGAGGUCGCUUUCUCCCCCCACGGCUCAUUCCUAAGCACCUGGGAGCGCCCCGCAAAAGACGAAGCUGGCGAUGCGACGAAGAACUUUAAGAUUUGGCGAACUGUCGAAGACCUCCCCGAGGGAGCUGAGAAGCAACCUUUAGGGCGAUUUGUUCAAAAGUCACAGACUGGCUGGAACCUCCAGUAUACUUCUGAUGAGAAAUUCUGUGCUCGUCUUGUUACUAAUGAAGUUCAAUUCUAUGAUAGCAAUGACCUUAGCACAGUCUGGAACAAGCUUCGAGUUGAGGGUGUUACUGAUUUUGCUAUUGCGCCUGGUCAAAGUCAGAACGUUUCCGUCUUUAUUCCUGAGAGAAAGGGACAACCCGCCGCCGUCAAAGUCUUCAACGUCCCCCAAUUUACGACGCCGAUUUCGCAAAAGACUUUCUUUAAGGGCGACAAGGUUCAGUUCAAGUGGAAUAGCUUGGGAACGAACUUAAUUGUGCUGGCACAAACGGAUGUUGACAAGUCGAAUAAGAGCUACUACGGCGAAACAACCCUUUACCUCCUCAGCGCCAACGGCUCUCUCGAUGCUCGCGUUACCUUGGAUAAGGAUGGUCCAAUUCACGACGUCUCGUGGUCUCCGAAUGGUAAGGAAUUCGGCGUUAUCUACGGUUACAUGCCUGCAAAGACGACCAUAUUCAAUCACCGCGCCAUCGCCACUCACUCGUUCCCCAUCGCGCCGAGAAAUACCAUUACAUUUUCACCGACCGGUCGCUUCGCUUUGGUUGCUGGUUUUGGCAACCUGGCUGGUCAGAUUGAUGUUUACGAUCUGGAGAAGGACUACCGCAAGGUUUGCACCAUCGAAAGUGGCAAUCCUAGUGUGUGCCAAUGGAGUCCCGAUAGCAGAUACAUUAUGACAGCAACUACGUCUCCUCGCCUCCGUGUUGAUAACGGUGUGAAACUAUGGCAUGUAGGAGGAGGGAUCAUGUAUCAUGAAGACAUGGUAGAGCUUUACAACGUUACUUGGAGACCGGUUCUUCCAGAGAACCUCCCUCGUUCCGACCCUCUGCACCCCGUUCCGACCCCACAUUCUUCGGCGAUCGCAUAUCUAGGAACGGUCAAGACACCGUCCAAGCCUGUUGGUGCUUAUCGUCCUCCAGGUGCUCGAGGGAUGUCCACCCCGCUUCAUUUCAGACGUGAGGAUGAAGGAGGUGCCGCUCAUGUCAUGACGAACGGUUCUCAAAACAUUGGUCCGAAUGGGUUUGGGAGAUCGCGCCGCCAGAUUCCGGGUGCAGAGUUCCUCGAAUCGGGCUCUCGUACCGUUCCCGGUGCCGCUCCAGGUGACGGGCCUGGCGCCAACGGCGACGACAAUCUUUCGAAAGCGGCGCUCAAGAACAAAAAGAAGAGGAACAACAAGAAGGCCAAGGACGUCGAGAACAAGGACGGAUUGAACAAUGCUGGUGGCUUGGCUCCCCCAGCUCGGGAUCAAGGUCUGGGCUCUGGAAAUGAGGGACGUAGUCCCGAGCGUCGCGGGAACCAGCACAACCAGCAGAGACACAAUCGCAGUCGCUCGCGCCACAACUUCCAAGGUGGAAACCAAGGUGGUAACCAAGGACGUCAUCGCAGCAACACUCAGCAGAACGGGCAGAACGGACACUACGGACAUGGAGCGCCUCUCGCGCCACAGAUCCAGACUUCUCAGGCUCCCAUUCCGGAUUCUCUGAUCUCACCUGGUAGUCAAAAUCCGGCGUCUAAGAAACUGCGCAGCUUGCAGAAAAAGAUCCGCGCAAUCGAGGACCUCGAGAUGCGACACGCCGGCGGCGAGAAGCUGGAGGAUACGCAGAUGAAGAAGAUCGCGACGAAGUCCGCAGUCGUCAAGGAGCUAGAGGCCAUGGAGAAGGAGGCUCAUUGAUUUUCAGCAUUAGUUAGAAACUAGGGGAAGGAAUGGGGUGCAUUACCCAACAUCGAUAUGUCAGGCCCGGUUCUGGGUAGUCCGGUAACGGGAUUUUCCGGUGGCGGGGCCUUGGACUAGAGGCACUGGUAUCAUCGUGGCUUUGCAACCGGCGUUUAGGGGACGAAAAUGAAUGUUCACAGGCACGCGGCUGUUUUUCGAUGCCCGGAAAUCGUGGAUGUGGGGAUGAGGAUGCGGUGCUGCUCUUGCGAGUCAGGGCGAUAUUAUCUAAUACAAUCUUGACCCUGAAGAGGUGAUUCAAGUUUCCAAAUCAAGCCGUGUUUUUGCAGUGCUGGGUUUGUGUGGAUGAAGAAGAAGAUGAUGAUGAUGAUGAAGUGGUGAUUGAAAUGCCUCGGUUACGGGCUUGCGAUGAAUAUAUGACGAUUGAUGUUCUCGUGUCUUAUGAUUUGAACUUGCUAUUUGACUGGGUGUGAAAUGUACCUAGGUAGGUUGGUAGGUGUAAAGUUUUAAAUUGACAAUAUGCAGG
Messenger RNA from Annulohypoxylon maeteangense, 3369 nucleotides. RefSeq names its product translation initiation factor eIF-2A. The transcript is spliced from 2 exons. Gene Ontology annotation, cellular component: cytosolic small ribosomal subunit. NCBI's taxonomy places the organism in Eukaryota, Fungi, Ascomycota, Sordariomycetes, Xylariales, Hypoxylaceae. The coding region runs from base 723 to 2843 and encodes 706 amino acids. The record is from RefSeq and is a predicted model, not a curated record. Gene Ontology annotation, biological process: translational initiation. Gene Ontology annotation, molecular function: translation initiation factor activity; tRNA binding; protein binding.